AACCCCAGAGCAUUUCUUCCUCUCGUUGCUGUUGCUUUCAGAGGGCAAGGGAACAAGACGAUGGCUACCAAUGCCAACGAGCAGUGGAAGACUUCCAAUGAAGUCCUGGCGGCUACGGCAGGAGUUGACAGCUGGCGGACCUUUGCUGGUCGAACCACGGGAGGAGAAGGAUUUCAGCUGAUGGAUCUUGCUCGCGCUUUCGUCAAGACUGUCACUCAGCAACAGCCACCGGCAGGCACCGAAUGUCCUGUCUGCUAUGAGGUUCCAGAGGAAUGGAAUAUUGUUUCGUCUUGCGGCCAUGCCACUUGUAUUGAUUGCUUUCAUGCCUAUGCAGCAUCACAGGUGGCGGAUCCUGCCCACCAUGGAUUUCUCCGCUGUCCGGCAUGUCCCUGCCCGUUGCGAACCAAAGACGCUGUCAAGGCAAUCGGCAACAAUCCAGAGGCCUUGGCAUUGUGGGAUGCUCGGCUGCGUGAUCAAGCUCUCAAACGCAUGUCUGGGUUCCGCCUAUGCCCAAAUUGCGGAAACAGAAACAGCAACGAAACGACCAAUGACGAUGGCAGCAAUAACAAUAACAACAACAACAAUGCUGCCAAUGACAACAAUCAAUCCAAUGGUGUCGCUGGAGAGGGCCAGGGACGUGGUGUCAUGUCAACGACUGCAGAGUACAAACCUCUGACUUGUGGUGGAUUUGCCACGGCAGAAUGUCUGGCCGGGAGAAGCAAGCAACUGCAUAGCUUCUUGUCACGUUGCUUGGCAGUAGCUGUUCUCAGUUUGGCUGUUCUGGUAGAGUUCUUUCGGCGCCAAUAUUUGCAUGACGUCUUUGUCAAGACGACCUUCUUGGCUUGUUCAUUUGUUUUCCACCUCAUGCUCUGUGAUACCGCAAAUCGCUUUUUGAACGAACGAAAGAUCUUGGAUGAUGCCGCAGAGGAAGGACAUUUGGAACGAAUGGCGGGCAAAAGAGUGGUGUCGUGCCCUGGCUGUGAUGUCAACUUUUCUCUCGCUUCGGAAGGCUCAGACGCUUCGUCGGAAGAGUGGAUCAAAAAGCAUACCCGCAAUUGUCCCGGAUGCAACGUUGUCCUGACCAAGGCCCGAGGCUGCAGUCACAUGCGGUGCACACAAUGUGGAGUUCAUUUCUGCUGGAAAUGUAUGAAGCAAACAUUCUUGUUCUUCCAUUCUUGCCCCGAGACGAACACGAACUGAACGAAAUGUGGGGUUGAAGUUUAGUUGGCAGAUUGGGAAGCGAUGCAGAUCUUGGAAUGAGCUGAAACGCAUUCCCAGUGCCAGCCAACUCCAUUGAGCAAAACCGUCGGACGGUCCAGAAGCAAUGGCAUUUCGAUCUCUUGUUUUUGUUUUCGCUUGCUAUUAAUAGGUGGGCACUCAUAAGACAUUUGACGUUCGAAGCAGUAAUCACAUACAUAAUUGAAACGGAGGAAAAGAAUAUAGAGAUUACAGCCACCACGCUACCGGUAGUCCUCACACAGUGCGGCUGGCAGUCCAUUAGUGCG
Messenger RNA from Seminavis robusta, 1505 nucleotides. Lineage: Eukaryota; Bacillariophyta; Bacillariophyceae; Naviculales; Naviculaceae. The record is from the annotation of a GenBank genome assembly.